CAGCCUUUGAACUGCCCGCAGACCCUGUCGUUCCCCAACAGUCCCAGUAGCAAGAGCCCUUGAACAGCCCGCAGACUCUGUCGUCCAGUCAGUGAUCACAGCCCCAAGAUGUCGCGAGGUCUCGUGCUUCUCAUCGUCGCCGCGGCGGCAGCGUCGACGCAGGCAGCCGAUUCGGCUUGCUUUUUGGCGUUGCUUGAUGCCCAAAUCGCUCUGUCACCGGGCUGGUCUGCUUGCAUGACGCAGUACAAUGCGGACAUUAUGAAAUUAAAUGCAGCUCCGAACUGCUCUUUCUACGCUGAAUCGUACGACGCGCCUACAUGCGAUCCAAUUGUUGCCAACUUUAUGAAGUGCGUGCUGAAAGCAGCCAAACUUCUGAAGGCAGACAACACGUUCGACGACGCGGCCUUCAAAGCAACCACAUUGCAGAACAAAUGCAGCGCUGACGCCAAGUUCAUAGCCGCCUACCCUACGUGCAAGAACUCCACCAUGAAAUAUUUGAACGUCGCCCGACUAAUCGCCUGUCUCCUGAGUGCUGUAUAUUGACGAGUGAUAUCACGGAAGAACAUGAACGGGUGAUGUCAUGGAAGUACAUGGAAAUGAGCCAGAAGAAGACGAACUGCAGCAGCAGAAGACUUUUCUUCUUGCGUAACCCAUUCAUUUCCGCUUAGAUGGAUUGAUGACGAGAAUAUUGUUAUUGUUGCAAUUUUGAAUUCGGGAUUUCAUCGGUUAUGUUUAUGGCUGCGUGUUUUAAUCGUUGGUUUACGGAUUUUCUUACAAUCGAGUUUCACCCUCUUCCCCAUAAAAUAAAGAUUGGGGAAAAGAUCGGUAGGAUACAUUUACUAUACAACCAUUAGGGUACUUUAUCCGUUUGCAUACAUUUUUACCGAGUUUCUGGGAUAUAAGCUACAUCUAUAUAAUAAGAAUAGAAUAAAUGAUUUGAAUGUU
This is a messenger RNA of Hyalella azteca, 945 nucleotides long. RefSeq lists its product as uncharacterized. Gene Ontology annotation, molecular function: odorant binding. NCBI's taxonomy places the organism in Eukaryota, Metazoa, Arthropoda, Malacostraca, Amphipoda, Hyalellidae. The record is from RefSeq and is a predicted model, not a curated record. The coding region runs from base 109 to 543 and encodes 144 amino acids. The transcript is spliced from 5 exons.